AUGGUAGGAGCGCUCUUCUACGGACGUUAUACAGUGCGUCAAUUUGCCUUACGAAGUCUGCGACAAUGUGAGGCUGAGAUUCAUCACUCAACGUUUGGGAACGCGAGGAAUGUGACGGUUCGGAAACCGCGCUAUUCGGUUUACAAUACUGCAGUUCCCAGGCGUUAUGUUACGCCAACAAAUGGAAUUUAUGCUUUGCCAUUUCCUCAACCUCCGUUCCUGCAACAACCUGUUGGAGACGGUUACGCUCCAAUUUCCGUCGUAGAAUCCGGAUCUCCUCCUGCACCGUAUUCUACUCACCCAUCGCAGCAAAUCCUUUUCUUUCCCAAACCCAAAGAAAGACAAGCCCGAGUGUUUCCUACACCCAACAACCGUCAACCAGCGCAACGAUACGAGGGUCUUGGAGAAGGACUAGACCUUGGAAUCAAAUCAACGUGCAAUUGCUGUGUGCCGGGUCCCCGUGGUAAACCUGGACGAAAUGGGAAAAACGGAUUUCCUGGAGCGCCUGGAAUGAACGGAUUGCCGGGGAAAUCUGCAAAGCAGGUGAACAGGCCUUGUGAAGAUACGGGUGUGCGUUGCAAGCCAUGCCCACAAGGACCGGAUGGUCCGGUGGGGCCUCCUGGGCAACGAGGAGAUCCUGGACGGCCAGGAAUUCCUGGUAGAAGAGGAAUGAAUGGACUGCCUGGGACUCCUGGAAGAAAAGGUAUUCGAGGAGCAGAUGGCGAUCCAGGAGUUCCUGCCACUGCCAAAGGAUAUACUCGUGGAGAAACAGGACCGCCUGGACCGCAAGGACCUCAAGGACCACGCGGGCGUCCCGGCCCACCAGCUCCCGACACGCAGUCAGCUAGAACCAAAGGACCUCCGGGACCAAAAGGCAAGACUAUGAGACAGCAUCAUAAACGAGAUUAUGCGGCACUUAGUGGAGGAAGCUACCAGUGGAAAAAGCAGUGA
This is a messenger RNA of Cylicocyclus nassatus, 951 nucleotides long. The record is from the annotation of a GenBank genome assembly. NCBI's taxonomy places the organism in Eukaryota, Metazoa, Nematoda, Chromadorea, Rhabditida, Strongylidae.